AUGCCCGCGGUCUGCACUGUGGUUGGCUCGCUUCAGUCGGAUUUUGUAGGCUUGCUUGCCAUCAUCAGUCUUGGCUUCGCGGCAGGCAAGAUGGCACGCAGCUCCAGUGCCCUCCCCGUGGUCCUGCUGGCCCUGGCGGCUCUCUUCGUGGCCCCCGCCUUCGUGCCAUCCCCUGCCCCGCGCGGGGCGCCCGAGGCCAGCGCUGCUGCCGUCGCGGCAGGUGCCCUGCUGCCGGUGCUCACGGCCCAGCCUGCCAUGGCCGAGGACUACAUGAUGCCUCCCAGCUGGCCCUUCCUCGUGGUCUUUCUCGGGGGAGCUUUCGCGUUGCUGGUUGCGGGAAACUUCAUCUUCCCUGGUGAGAAGAAGUGA
This is a messenger RNA of Symbiodinium sp. CCMP2456, 369 nucleotides long. The record is from the annotation of a GenBank genome assembly. Lineage: Eukaryota; Dinophyceae; Suessiales; Symbiodiniaceae.